AUGAAAUCAAAUUAAAGUUAAUUGAUAAAUCUGUUAUAGAUUGAGAGAUGCUGGGCAAUAGUUUUUGAUUCUUAUGGGUCAAUUAUCGUAUCAACUUAAUUGAAAAAAAUUAAAGUAUGGAGCUCUCUAAAUGGAACAAUUAAAUUACAAACAAAAUUGUAAGGACAUAAUGAUUCAACUAAGUGUUUAAUAUUAGUAAGAAAUAGAAUUCGUUUGCUGCAGGUGACAAUAAAAUAAGAUGCUGAAAAUAAUUGGGCUCAAUUAAUUGGAUUAAUUCAUAACCUUAUAAAGAGCAUAAAUUAUUUGUAAGAAGGAUUACAUUGA
Paramecium pentaurelia is the source of this 324-nucleotide messenger RNA. The record is from the annotation of a GenBank genome assembly. NCBI's taxonomy places the organism in Eukaryota, Ciliophora, Oligohymenophorea, Peniculida, Parameciidae.